UCACAACUCACAAAUUCAUCCACAAAUCGUCACGACCAAAGAGAUAUAAUAAUGGAGAACAAGGAAGAGGAUGUGAGAGUUGGCGCCAACAAGUUCCCGGAGAGGCAGCCGAUUGGCACGGCGGCGCAGACUCAGGACAAGGACUACAAGGAGCCGCCGCCGGCCCCCUUGUUCGAGCCUGGUGAGAUCACUUCCUGGUCCUUUUACAGAGCCGGGAUCGCCGAAUUCAUCGCCACUUUCCUCUUCUUGUACAUCAGUAUCCUCACCGUCAUGGGUGUUCAGAACUCCCCUUCCAAGUGUGCUUCCGUCGGGAUUCAGGGCAUCGCAUGGGCUUUCGGUGGCAUGAUCUUCGCUCUCGUUUACUGCACCGCCGGAAUUUCAGGUGGACACAUCAACCCUGCGGUAACUUUCGGACUAUUCCUAGCAAGGAAAUUGUCGCUGACACGGGCAGUGUUCUACAUGGCGAUGCAAUGCCUGGGGGCCAUUUGCGGUGCUGGUGUGGUCAAGGGUUUUCAUAAGACGCUCUACAUGACCAAGGGCGGCGGUGCCAAUGUAGUCAACCAUGGCUACACCAAGGGCGAUGGCCUCGGAGCUGAAAUAGUUGGGACUUUUGUGCUUGUCUACACCGUCUUCUCUGCCACUGAUGCCAAACGGAGCGCCAGAGACUCCCAUGUUCCCAUAUUGGCUCCAUUGCCAAUUGGAUUUGCAGUUUUCUUGGUUCACUUGGCAACCAUUCCUAUUACAGGAACUGGUAUUAACCCUGCCAGAAGUCUUGGAGCAGCCAUCAUCUACAACAAAGAUGCAGCUUGGGAUGAUCAUUGGAUUUUUUGGGUCGGACCAUUCAUCGGAGCGGCCCUUGCGGCUCUAUAUCAUGUGGUGGUGAUCAGAGCCAUCCCAUUCAAGAGCAAGUGAUCUUCUUUGUCCCAUAGCAUGAAAGCAGUGCCUUUUGAUCAUUCAACUUGUUGCAUUAAAUUUGUUUGAAGAAACAAAAUUAGGAGAGACAGAAAAAACAAGUCCAUGUUGUAAUUUUCCACACUUUUCUGUUUUGUUUGGUUUGCUGUAUGUAUUAAAUCAUCUGUGUUGGAGAUUGCCAAGAUUGUGAUGGGAUAAAUGCUCAUGUUAAAGAGAGGCUUUUGAAAAUAUCAAAUAACACAAAAAAGAAGUGUGUAA
Molecule: messenger RNA, 1170 nt
Organism: Salvia hispanica
Lineage: Eukaryota; Viridiplantae; Streptophyta; Magnoliopsida; Lamiales; Lamiaceae
Product: putative aquaporin PIP1-4
Biological process (GO): transmembrane transport
Cellular component (GO): membrane
Molecular function (GO): channel activity
Source: RefSeq, a predicted model, not a curated record